CAAUAUUGAAAUGUAAAAUAAUCUUGUGCUUUAAAAGUUUUUAUAGAACAACCCAUUCAUAGAAGGAAUUGUAUUAAUGGAUAAAGAGGGAAUAGAGUAAGAAAUAUAGAGAAACUUAGAAUAAUAGCGGCAUUUUAAAAUGAAAAUAGCAAGUUGAGAACAGGAGCAUAAUCAUUAAUGUAUGUAGUAGCGAUUUAAUAAUGCAAUGAGAAUUUAAGAAAACUUUCUGAUUCUGAAACAAAGCAAAUUACAUUAGUUUAUGAGUAUUGAAUAAUUUAUGAAUUUAGUGAAUGGAUAAUUUAUUUCGAAAUUUGGACCCAUACAAUAUUGAUAUUUUAUUGUAAUAUAAAGGCAAAUAUUGAGUCAUUAAAAUAACUUGGAUAGGAUUUAAAGCGAAUACUUUCACCUUAUAAUGAUUUAUUAGAAAAAUAGUAAAAAUGA
Messenger RNA from Paramecium sonneborni, 441 nucleotides. The record is from the annotation of a GenBank genome assembly. Lineage: Eukaryota; Ciliophora; Oligohymenophorea; Peniculida; Parameciidae.